CUAGUUAGUGUUUAGGUCAGUGCAGUUGUUGGUUUGUUCAUAAAACACAGUCACAGAGUAAGCUUCAAAACCCUCAUUGAAGGCGAAUUCAAUUUCUUCAACUGGUUGAAGAAUUUGAAAACUUUCAAGAUGUUGGCUAGUCAUCCUGAAAAACGAAUAUCAUUCAAUCGAUUAAUUCGUAACGGCGAUUUGGUUAUUGUUUAUGAAAGACAUGACAAUAUGAAGGCUGUAACGGUGUCUGAGGGUUCGGUCUUGCAGAACCGUUUUGGUGUUUUUAAACAUUCAGAUUGGAUUGGAAAGCCUUUUGGGUCUAAAGUAUUCAGCAGUAAGGGUGGUUUUGUUUACUUGUUAGCUCCCACACCAGAAUUAUGGACUCUGGUGUUAAGUCAUAGGACUCAAAUUCUCUAUAUUGCGGAUAUUAGUUUUGUUAUAAUGUACUUGGAGAUUGUUCCUGGUUGUUUGGUUCUUGAAUCUGGAACUGGAAGUGGGUCUUUAACUACUUCACUUGCUAGGGCAGUUGCACCUACAGGACAUGUCUACACAUUCGAUUUUCAUGAACAAAGAUCUGCAUCAGCUAGGGAUGAUUUUGAGAGAACAGGUUUAAGUAACUUGAUCAGUUGUGGAGUUAGGGACAUUCAGGGCGAGGGAUUUCCUGAUGAAUUUACUGGCUUGGCUGAUUCUGUAUUUUUGGAUCUACCUCAACCUUGGUCGGCUAUUCCUUCAGCUGCAAAAAUGCUUAAACAAGAUGGCACAUUGUGCUCGUUCUCUCCAUGCGUUGAGCAAGUUCAACGAUCAUGUGAUGUACUUCAGUCCCGCUUCACAGAUAUAAGGACAUUUGAGGUACUGUUACGCACAUAUGAAAUUCGAGAAGGGCAAAUGGAAAGCUUUCGUGGAGAUGACAAUGGUUCUAAUGGUUCUAUUCCUUGCAAGAGGAGACAAUGUUCAGAUGGAAACUAUGUUCUCAGCAAUCCAACGUCGUCUUCUGUAAUGGUUAGACCUUGUGGUGAAGCUCGAGGUCACACCGGCUAUUUGACAUUUGCAAGACUUAAAUGCUUUACAUGACAAGUGCUGCUAUCAUGUCCUUCAUUUUUUGUAGUAGAGGAAAAACUUAGUAUUUUUUGUAUCUUUUCAAUUUUGAGCAUCAUGCAAGAAAUUGUUGUUCGUUAUAAUCAUCAAUUUUGAUAGGAAUAUUUUGUAUGUCAUAUGUGUUUGGCUACAAAUAUACCUGAGAAAGUACUAAAUAGCGUGGAAGUUAUUUGCACAAAUUAUAUGUGACAUUUCACAAUUAAUUUUAUUCAUUUGCCAUGUAUUCUUACCAGCAGUGUGAUUGAUUUAUGUUAUUAGCAGUUUCUUGGUA
Trifolium pratense (red clover) is the source of this 1357-nucleotide messenger RNA. RefSeq names its product tRNA (adenine(58)-N(1))-methyltransferase catalytic subunit TRMT61A-like. The coding region runs from base 130 to 1062 and encodes 310 amino acids. The record is from RefSeq and is a predicted model, not a curated record. Gene Ontology annotation, cellular component: tRNA (m1A) methyltransferase complex; nucleus. The transcript has 4 exons. Lineage: Eukaryota; Viridiplantae; Streptophyta; Magnoliopsida; Fabales; Fabaceae. Gene Ontology annotation, biological process: tRNA methylation.